Messenger RNA from Ostreococcus lucimarinus CCE9901, 771 nucleotides. RefSeq lists its product with no specific name. Lineage: Eukaryota; Viridiplantae; Chlorophyta; Mamiellophyceae; Mamiellales; Bathycoccaceae. The record is from RefSeq and is a predicted model, not a curated record. Gene Ontology annotation, molecular function: phosphoglycolate phosphatase activity. Gene Ontology annotation, biological process: DNA repair; dephosphorylation. Gene Ontology annotation, cellular component: cytosol. The transcript has a single exon. Bases 1 to 771 code for a protein of 256 amino acids.
AUGGCGACUCUCGGCGCGUCGCCGCCGCCGCGCGCGACGCGCGGCGCCACCGCCGCGCGCGCCUCGAGCGCGUCGCGCGGCGAUUCGAACCGCGCGGCCCUGCGCCGCGCGCGCGUCGUCCUCUGGGACGUCGACGGGACGCUCGCCGACAGCACCGAGCUGGGCUUCAGCUCGACCAACAAAGUCCUGCGCGACGCCGCGCUGCGCGAGAUCACGCGCGACGAGUACCUGCGCGGGACGCGCUAUACCACGCCCCGUCGCCUCGCGUGGCACGCGACGAAGAACGCGGACGACGCGUGCGGAGAGGCGCUCGGCGCGGCGUUCGACGACGCAUACGUGGCGCUCGUGACGACGACGACGGCGGGAUUUUACCCCGGAAUCGCCCGCAUCGUCGUGCGAUUGCGCGAAGAGGGGAGAAAACAGGCGGUGCUGAGUAACGCGUGCGGGGCGUACGCGCGGGCGGUGAUCGCGGCGAACGAAUGCGUGGAUGUGAUGGCGCGCGUGUACGGCGCCGACGACGUGCCGCGAGCGAAGCCAGAGCCGGAUGGGUUGGUUCAAAUCGCGCGCGAGCUCGGCCUCGACGGCAUCGAUCGAUCGAUGGCGUACGUCGGGGACGCACCGAGCGACGGUGCGGCGGCGAAGUCGGCUGGGAUGUUGGCGGUGGGCGUGAAUUGGGGGUCGCACGAUUUGCGCGAAGAAGCCAACGCGCGAAAUUUCCACGUCGUCUUCGACACGGUCGAAGAGCUCGCGGCGUCGCUCUUCGACGACUGA